UCCCCGUAAGAGACCGGAGUAACACCGUACUGGCCAUGCUGCUCCUGCAGGUAUCUAUUCUGCUUUGGUUUGGAGUCUUUAGGUUCGAUUUCUCCGAUGCACUCUCGGACCUGGAACCGAUCCGGACUGAGUCAGCUCUUCUCAAACCGAAGGUGAUGAUCGCCAUUCUGGCUCGCAAUUCCGAACACAGCCUUCCUUUUUACCUGGGCUGCAUCGAACGCUUGGACUAUCCAAAGGACAGGAUUGCUAUCUGGGCUGCAGCAGACCACAGCGUUGAUAACACGACGGCCAUGCUGCAGGAGUGGGUGUCUGGAGUGGAGGGACUGUACCAUUCCGUACGAUUCCGGACCACGGAGCAUGGGAAGAGUUCCUAUGCUGAUGAGCUUGGUCCCAAGCACUGGCCAGACUCCAGGUUCAACCACGUGAUGCAGCUGAGGCAGGCUGCUCUCCGAUCGGCCCGGGCUCAAUGGGCUGACUACGUCUUGUUUGCCGACAGCGAUAACUUGCUGACAAACCCGAAGGUCCUGAGCCUGCUGAUAGCCGAGAACCGCACGCUGGUGGCCCCCAUACUGGAAUCCAGAACGCUCUACUCCAACUUCUGGUGUGGUAUGACCACACAGGGAUAUUAUAAGAGAACCGAUUCAUACAUUCCCAUUCGAAACUGGAAGCGGGUUGGGUGCCACGCCGUGCCCAUGAUUCACUCCACCAUGCUGUUGGAUUUACGCCGCCGCGCCAGCCAUGCCUUGGCCUUCUACCCGCUCCACCAGCUCUACCCAUGGAUCCUGGAUGACAUCCUGGCUUUCUCCUUUUCAGCGAGACAGGCAGGAGUGCAGAUGUUUGUGUGUAACAGAGAGCAUUAUGGGUAUUUGCCUGUGCCACUGCGGACCCAGGAGACCCUGGAGGAUGAGGUGGAGAGCUUCACCCACACUCUCACCGAGGCCAUGCUUGAUUUCGCCUUGGAGCCUUCACGCUAUUUGCACGCGCCAUCCAGAAACAAAGACAGAAUGGCAUUCGACGAGAUCUAUGUCAUUAAUCUAAUGCGGCGCAUGGACCGUAGGGAGCGUAUGUUGCGCACUUUGGAUGUUUUGGGGAUUGAAGUCACACUGACUGAUGCAGUGGAUGGCAAAGCUCUGAACUCAUCGCAGCUCCAGGUUUUAGGGAUUGAGAUGCUGCCCAGCUACCAAGACCCCUACUCCGGGAGAGUGCUCACUAAAGGAGAGAUCGGCUGUUUUCUCAGCCAUUACAACAUCUGGAAGCAGGUGGUGGAACGUAAGCAGCGGCAGGUCCUCGUGCUAGAGGACGACAUUCGCUUUGAACCGAAUUUCAAGAGCCGUCUGAACACAAUCAUGGAGGACAUUCGGCAGAAACAGCUCCAAUGGGACUUGAUAUACGUGGGCCGUAAGCGGUUGCAGGUGAAGAAUCCUGAACGCUGGGUGAAGGGGAUAAAGAACCUGGUAUACCCUGAUUAUUCUUAUUGGACGCUGGGAUACAUACUCUCUCUUCAGGGUGCUAAGAAACUGCUGGAGGCGAAACCUUUGGGCAAAAUGCUGCCAGUAGAUGAGUUCCUGCCCGUUAUGUUCAACAAGCACCCUACGGAAGAGUACCUGGUUCAUUUUAAGCAGAGGGACCUGCUAGCCUUCUCGGUGGAACCUCUCCUCCUCUACCCAACCCACUACACAGGAGAACCAGGCUAUAGCAGUGACACUGAGACAUCCACCAUCUGGGACAAUGAGAGCAUGAACACAGACUGGGACCGCCAACGUACCCAUAAAAAGCAGAACCGUGGCGAUGCAGCCCCUGUGCCUACUUCAGAUGGCGGCAGCAGGGAUGAACUCUAAGCUAGCCAAUCACAGUGCAGCACUGGACAGCAUGGGGUUUAUUACAGUUUAUGGACAUCGAAAUCUGGUCACAUGGUGAUCAUAUUCAAAUGGUGCUGAAAACAUACUGAGGAAAGAUUCAUGUGUCUUAAAUGCUUACAAAUAUGAAAAACAGUAUUAGAAAAUUCAGAACCCAAGAGUUCUUUGGUUGUCCAUUAAUGGUUACAUGUAGAACCCUAUAACUUCCAAGUACCAUUUCAGGAUGGUACGAACCCUUAAAUAUUCAAUGAGCUCUUAAAGAACCUAAGAAAAUAAGUACCAAUAAUAUGGAGUUUGCACCACACCUUUACCUAGUUAAUACAUACACUCUUGGGGGUUCUUCAAUGGUUCUUUGGAUGAUUUAGAUUUCUUAGCGUCUUUAAAAAAGUUCUACUUGAACCCUUUAUUGUAGUGUUGUACAUUGAACCUACACUGAAAAGUUUCUCCAGGAGGACAAUCAAAGGGUUCUAAAUAUUUUACCCACGAUUUUUUUAAACUAUAAAAUGAAUAUCAUAUACUUUAUGCUAAUCAGCUCCAAUUGAUGUUCAUUUGUUUAGUUUUUUUUCUGAAAUAUCAAUGUUUCUCUUACUUUACAUUCCCACAGAUGGAGAAAAUCCCAAAGCCAUUUCU
This is a messenger RNA of Pangasianodon hypophthalmus (striped catfish), 2486 nucleotides long. RefSeq names its product collagen beta(1-O)galactosyltransferase 2a (gene colgalt2a). Bases 36 to 1838 code for a protein of 600 amino acids. The transcript is spliced from 12 exons. Lineage: Eukaryota; Metazoa; Chordata; Actinopteri; Siluriformes; Pangasiidae. The record is from RefSeq and is a predicted model, not a curated record. Gene Ontology annotation, molecular function: procollagen galactosyltransferase activity.